Cladophialophora immunda is the source of this 3003-nucleotide messenger RNA. RefSeq lists its product as uncharacterized. The record is from RefSeq and is a predicted model, not a curated record. NCBI's taxonomy places the organism in Eukaryota, Fungi, Ascomycota, Eurotiomycetes, Chaetothyriales, Herpotrichiellaceae. Gene Ontology annotation, biological process: transcription by RNA polymerase III. The transcript has a single exon. Gene Ontology annotation, cellular component: transcription factor TFIIIC complex. Gene Ontology annotation, molecular function: protein binding. Bases 269 to 2674 code for a protein of 801 amino acids.
GUUGCCUCUUGUCCGGACAGUUCAGUGCUCGACCUUGAAUCAAGAGUGCCCAAGGGCGUGAGACAGAAAUCGUCAGCAUUAUCAAGCGAAACCGUGCAGAGGACAACCAUCAAAGUGAAAUCUCAAUUACCAACUGGGCCAGCAGUUCUUUGUCAAUAAAGUGUGACUUGUUGGAGGCCUUCCAGCUUCGUGGGCGGAAAGUAUGCAGGUACUUUAUGUGAUCCAGCUAGCCUUGCCAUUGUUCACCACCACAAAUCCACGGUAAAACAUGCCAGAGCCUCGUCGAUCCGGCCGUCAACGCAAGGUCAACCCGCGGUACGCCAAUGGGGGCUGGGACAAGGAGACUCUGCGCGUUCUCCGCGCCGAGUCCGAGUCGUCUGGCUCAUCCCCUGCUGCGGAGUCGGCCUCAGCAGACUCAGACGACGGGGUGGCAGCCAACCACGGCUCUGCCCAGGAAGACGACGGGGCGUCUCUUGCCUCGGCGGCCUCGGUCCAAUCGUCCGAUGUCGAGACGCCGGACCAGGAGGAAGAAGACGAUGGGGAGAUGAGCGUGGCCUCCGACGACGGUGUCCCAAGCCGGAAACGACGGGGUCAGAUAUCACGGGCGGCUCAGGCCACGCCCGCGGGCGAAGCGACCCGGUCGCGGGGCGUGCAGCCUCCCUCCCAGCUCGGAAAGCGGGAAGCUUAUGCGAACAUCUUUGGGCCCGAGGUUGACGACCUGUGCGAUGUCCUUGUAGCCCGGGACACAUGGUUAAAGGGACAGGAUGUCACGGUUCCCAGCAGGCAGACGCUGUCCGUUGCCAUUCAGCAGUCACGCGACCUCGACCAAAGCAGCACUGGGAGAGAUGACGAGUCGCCGCCUUCACCAGAAAAGGAGAACUCGGCCACGAUGGAUUCGUUGUUUGAGACGGUGCAGAGUCAUCAAGUUCUUGAGGCAAUCGACCUGAAGGCUGUCUACGAGAAGUACUUGUUACGCGACAUGCCAGGGCAAUCGGUUGUUCUCGGUCCCUGGGGGAAACAAACGAAAUUGGGGCUUGACUAUCUCUCUUCCUUGGAUUUGGGCCAAGCGUGGCUUGAUCACGAACAGCCCAGUGAUGCUGAAACGUCGUCGCACGCUAGAAAGCUGCCUGCACAGAGGCGGUAUCAUCAAGCCUGGCUGUUCAAUGUGGGAGAGAAAGUCCAGUGCUUUGCGUGGGCGGUCGGAGCCCAUCCAGUGCAGUAUCUUGCCGUGGCUGUCAAAUGCACCUCUGCCCAGAGACGAAUGGCCUCCUUUGGAAAAGAAUGCGAACGUCCGGCUUUCCAUCCCUCCCCAGCCUAUCCGACCAGCAUCCAGAUCUGGGCUUUUCACACAAAAUCCACCAGUAUUGAAGGAAUGCAGACGCUAGCAAUGGACGCGGAGCCCAGCUUGGCGGUCGUGAUUGGGACUGAAUGGGGCAAUAUCCGCCAGCUCCGGUGGUGUCAGCUCGAUCCUUAUAUAGAGACCAACCACGAGGACACCGUCAACCCAACCAUCGGUCUCCUUGCGGCUGUCUCCAGCGACGGCCACGCUCGCGUCAUUGCCGUGCCGCGUCCUGACCGUCGCGACGCCCGGGCCCCAAUCGCUCUCCGAGCCGAGAAGGCUGGCUUCGAUAUUCCGCCUCCAACGGACACGGUCUUCACGACGCUGGCGUUCGCCGACCCCACGAACCUCAUGCUUGGUACGGCGGACGGGUUUCUCCACUGCUUCAAUUUGACCGAGCCGAUGAGUCCAGAGAACCGCCCACGAUGCUACGUGAAGCAACAACUCCACCACACGUACGUCGUGUCGGUGUGCCCGGCCGUGCCGGGACCACAAUCGCCGUUCGUUGCUAGCACGUCGGCCUCUGGCGACCUGGCGUUGACGGACCUGCGCAGCCCCGAACAGGACCGUGUGCACGUCCCUCGCCCCAGCUUCCCGACGCGCGACCUGCUCUACGCGCCGUUCACGCGCUCCUUCAUCGCGGUCCUCGACCGCAGCGGCAACACCCAGGCCGAGAGGAACACGGCCACCUUCCUGGUCUGCCACCACAUCCGGCAGUUCCCGAACCUGCUCAAGGUCGCCAAACUGCCGCACGACACGGGGGCAACGACGGCCUUGACAGGCUCGCAGUGGCACCCGUGCAUCCUCGUCGGCAACGCCAAGGGCCAGGUCCACGCGACCAACUACCUCCGCAAGGUCCUCCCGUACCGCAAGUCGGACCCCAAGAAGGCCGUCGGCGCGUACCUGCAGAAGAUCUGCGAGUACGCCUGGCGCCCGCUCACGGUCGAGGAGCAGCGGCAGAGACGCAGCGCCGACUCGUCGUCCCCGGCUGCCGAACCGACCGAGGAGGAGGACACACCCGACAUCUACCACGGCCGCGACGCCCGCGCCGGCAUGUCGCGUUUCCACGAGGGCUUCAAGCCGGAGAAGAUCGAGGUCGGCUAUCCCUCGACCGGGGCCGGCGGCGCGAAGAAGGCACGGCCCAAGAAGGGCAGAAAGCCCGACGACGCCGAGGACGGCGGCACGGGCGCGGGCGAGGCCGUCUUCGAAGAAGAGCAGGCCGUCACUGCGCUCGAGUGGAACCCCAACGCGGCCUGCGCCGGCGUCGUAGCCAUGGGAUGGGGCAGCGGCAUGGUACGCGUGCAGGACCUGGCGUACGAUAUCCCCCCGCCGUGAGGGAGGCCUCUCAUUGGAUCCUCCGAUGAACAGAGUCAUAGUCAUCGACAAAGCCCGCCCCUUCAAGUGGAUCGGGAUCUCAUACAGGGGGAGAGGGGCCUUGACAGUUGCCAUCGCGCACGAAUGAAAAGUUCUUUGACAGCCUCGCGGGACGGAUGAUUAUCUCCCGCAAUCGACUGGCCGGCACGCUUCGACAUGGAACAGAAGAGCUUAAGGAGCGAACCACUUGGCUAUGUUUGAGCCGGGUCCAGGAACAGCAAGGGCUUCUGACUGAAUCUUUGCAGCCUGAUGAGAGAGGGAGUCGAUUGACAUUGUAGGGUGCAGACAGC